Molecule: messenger RNA, 1364 nt
Organism: Rana temporaria (common frog)
Lineage: Eukaryota; Metazoa; Chordata; Amphibia; Anura; Ranidae
Gene: TEX26
Product: testis expressed 26
Exons: 8
Coding region: 16-1218 (400 amino acids)
Cellular component (GO): cytoplasm
Source: RefSeq, a predicted model, not a curated record
GCUCUGUCUCUGUACAUGAAGGAGGCCCCGCCCCGAGCACGUGGUGUCUGUUUCCUGGCAACCGGAGCGUCAGAGCUGGAAGUUGUGCUGUGUGAUGAGAAGAAGAUACAAGUGUCACCGACAGGAGCUGGAGCGGAGCUGAGAGAGCCCGGGGCCCCUCCACCCAACAUGAUCAGUACUCAGCUUAACGGUGAUAUCUUAAAGCCACAGUUUGUGGAACAGCUGAACUAUCUGAGAGAUAAAAGCAAGUCACUGGAUGAAAAAGGAAAAUGUGACCGCGUGACGGCAUGUCUGCUUAUAUCCUCCAAGCUAGGUAGCAGUAUGAAGCCACCCAGACCUCCAGACAAGACUCCGCAGAGACCAAAGACUGCUAUGGCUGCUCUAGGAGGGAACCUAUGGGAUCCAUAUGAAACAUCAAUGAAUCGGGACUACCCACAAAAAGUCUUCCCUUCAACUACUGCUGUACGCCCUAAGACCUCUAAAAGCUACAGGAACCCAUACUACUUGUGUGAUCCCAUUGGAAUAAGCAUGUACAGUGAUGAAUUUGGCUGGAAACCCUAUUCCAAAACAGAACCUAUCAGAGCUGCAACAUCAUCAGGAGCCAGAAAUCACCGGCCUCACCCCGACAAGACUUUUGCAGCUUGGCGGUUACCUCAUCAGGAGAAAAAGAUUUCAGAAGACAGUCGCUCAGCUUGGAUUAAGCCGCCAUCUAUUGCAGAGGUGCAGAGAGUAAUGACAUCCCAGUAUCUCUCUACAUACAAAGGGGACUAUCUUGGGAUACCACAAGGUUAUCAAAUGAAAUAUGCUAUAGAUGCUCCACCGGACUGGAGAAAAGAAAUCCCAAAACCUUUAGCCACCGAGUCACGGUUUCAUUAUCAAGUUCAACCUCGUGCUCCAGAACUGGAUGACGUCACUCACAAAUACGGAUGUUACUCAACCAAACACCUCACAGCAAAGGGAGUUAUUCCUGCCGUGACAUAUGCUCAUAUCAGAAACCAACAAAACAGAACUCAGCUGACCACAUAUCAGAGACAUUUCGGAAAGGAGUAUGUUGACCUUUCUGGUCUUGUAGCUUCACUGAAUCCCGCAGAGCUGGCAUGCUAUCUAAAGAGUGUCCCUAAUGAAGAAAGAAGAAUGCUUGAGAAGUUUCUAAAAGCCUUCCGGGAAAAUGACAAUCAACACUUAGAAACAAAAUCAACUCAAACCAAAUUAAACUGAUGACUGGAAGAAGACGUGACUUUCUACUGCUAAUCUGUGUGACAAUUUCCCCCCCUCUAAGAUGAUCGUUGUGAAAUUCUGGUGUUAAAAAAAGACUAUCCUGACAAGGUUUUGAUUGCCUAAUUCAUAAAAUGGAUAUUUCUUGA